AUGUCCCUAUCAUAUGACUUCAGUGGUAAAGUCGCCCUGGUGACUGGGUCGAGUUCAGGUAUAGGUGCGGCCACUGCCAUACUGUUUGCCAAAUCGGGUGCCAAUGUUGUGGUGACGGGACGUAAUGCCACAAAAGUGUCAGAAGUGGCCAAACAGUGUCUCAAUGAUUAUGCCACAAAAGUGUCAGAAGUGGCCAAACAGUGUCUCAACGUGUCUCCAAAAGGAUUGAAAGCACUGGAAGUGGUGGCAGACGUUACCAGAGAUGAAGACCUCGUAAGACUUGUGGACACAACUGUCAAAGAGUUUGGAAAAAUAGAUAUUCUCGUGAAUAACGCGGGUUCGGCACUAAAGGCCUCAAUAAGUGAUUCAAAUUUUAUGGAGAAUUAUAGACACGUCUUAAAGACAGACUUGGAUUCUGUGGUAUUUCUGACACAUAUUUGUGUCAAACAUUUGGAAAAAUCUAAAGGAAAUAUCAUUAAUAUGUCGAGCAUUAGAAGUACUCAAACUAGCCCACAAUACUCGCCAUAUUGUAUGUCAAAGUCAGCGCUGGAUAUGUUCACCAAAUGUAUUGCCGUAGAGUUGGGACACAAAGGCAUUCGUGUUAAUUGUAUUAAUCCCGGUGCUGUGAAAACAAAUUUCUCGAUCAAUGUGGGUGUGUCUGAAAGUGAUUCCGAGGAGUUUUACGAGGCUUACGGCAAACUGUAUCCCGUGGGCCGGUAUGGUGUUGGGGAUGACAUCGCAAACGCUGUGCUAUAUUUGGCAUCAAAUGAGAGUUCAUUCAUAACGGGAAGUGUUUUGGUGGCCGAUGGCGGACAUCUCGCCGCUAAUGUCAGUUAUGCCCGAUAUACCAGUCAAUGAUACUUGAAAACUAAUUAUCAAGUACAAUUUCAUUAUAUGAUAAAUAUCAUUUUAACUCUCAAUAUUUUAU
Molecule: messenger RNA, 928 nt
Organism: Oppiella nova
Lineage: Eukaryota; Metazoa; Arthropoda; Arachnida; Sarcoptiformes; Oppiidae
Source: the annotation of a GenBank genome assembly